Messenger RNA from Fusarium fujikuroi IMI 58289, 1404 nucleotides. RefSeq names its product related to salicylate hydroxylase. Gene Ontology annotation, biological process: secondary metabolite biosynthetic process. Gene Ontology annotation, molecular function: monooxygenase activity; FAD binding. The transcript is spliced from 5 exons. NCBI's taxonomy places the organism in Eukaryota, Fungi, Ascomycota, Sordariomycetes, Hypocreales, Nectriaceae. The record is from RefSeq and is a predicted model, not a curated record. The coding region runs from base 1 to 1404 and encodes 467 amino acids.
AUGAAGGUUGUUAUCAUAGGAGCUGGUAUCGGAGGACUGGCGCUAGCUGUUGCCUGUCGACGAGAGAAUCUCGAGGUGGUUGUUCUCGAGCGUGCGCCGGCCCUAGAGCCUCGAGAAAACGUCACACGCGCCGAAUGUCUCGUUGCUAAGACACAGAAGCUUGGAGCAGGAAUCCAAGUUCCACCCAACGCCGCGCGCGUGGCUCGUCAGUUGGGAGUUCUUCCUGCUUUGAAAGAAAAGGGUGUCGUCCUGGAUUCCAUCGAGUACGUGAGAUACACCGAUGGAAAGGUCCUCUACAAAAUGGACAAGAAUUACGUUCGGGACUCGUUUAGGGACAGUUGGCUUGUAAUUGCUAGGGCAGAUCUUCAUCAAGCCUUCUGGGACGCUGCAAAGGAGGCCGGUGCAGAGCUGCGACUCGGCUCAGAAAUGACCAGUAUUGACUUUCAGAAUUCAUGUGUCAAUUUGGUUGGCGGUGAGGAAGUGACUGGCGAUGUCAUUGUUGGUGCAGACGGUACAGUCGGGCCUCAUUUUUGCUACGUAUUACGCAUGGCUGACAGUGCGGCAGGUCUUUAUUCUCGGGCUCGUGACCUAAUAUUGGGCAGAGAGUCCCCAGCAACAGAAACAGGAGACUUGGCAUAUCGAUGCACUGUUCCAGUAGAAAUGCUCAAAGGCCUCAACGACCAGGCCUUGAGCAGCCUCCUCGAAAAGAAGACUGCGACAUGCUGGAUGGGCCCAGAUAGGCACUGCGUUUUUUAUCCUCUGAAAGGCGGUAAAGAGUACAACUUGAUCAUGCUCCGUCCCGAUAACCUUCCUAAAGACGUGCGACGGGCACCCGGAGACCUGAACGAGAUGAGGAGUAGCUUCGAAGGCUGGGACCCUCGGUUGACCAAACUGAUUUCUUGCGUUCCGUCAGUGCUGAAGUGGAAGUUAUCCCACCACAAGGAACUUGAGAGCUGGGCAUGCGAAUCCGUGGUACUUCUGGGAGAUGCUUGCCAUCCAACUCUACCAUAUCAAGCACAGGGUGCUGCCAUGGCAGUUGAGGAUGGAGCUGUGCUUGGCAAGCUUCUCGGCUUGCUAAACCAGUCCGAGGUAUACAAAUCUCAGGCACCGCGCCGCUUAUCAAAUAUGCUGAAGCUCUACGAGAGUCUGCGAAAGGCUCGGACGUCGAACAAUGUGCAAGGGGCAAUUUCAAAUCGAUACACGUAUCAUUUACUAGACGGGCCUGAACAAGAGGCAAGAGACGCUUGGCUUGCUUCUUCCAGAACUACUCCCCCUCCUGAUGGACAAACACUUGGGGAUCAUGAAUAUCUUAAGACUAUGUUGGCUUUUGAUUGUGUUACAGAUAGCAUCGAGGCUUUUAAGGAGUGGGAAAGAAAACUUACCAAGUUAGCUAGACAGCUGUAG